GCUUUCCCUUUAAAGACUCGCAGCGAUGCGACGCCGAGAAGCAGAGGUUGUUUGCUCAUCGUGGAGACCCACCGGCUACGUCGGUGUCACAAUUAUGUCCACUUUCAUCUGAUGGGACAACGAAGACGCGGCCUUUGCAUUCAUUUGGCUGCUUUGCUGGUGAUUGCGGCUGGACGCCGAGGAGGGAAUAUUUAGAAGGAGGUAUUUAUUCUGGCCUGUAACGGAGAUUUUCCGGCCCAUGUGGAUCUCAAAUCCGAAAUCGCUCAAUUUCGAGGACUCACUCUUGAUCGUUUUUUGGGGUUUUGUUUUUUUGUUUUGUUUUUUGUUGCUGUUUCCCCUCCGGAGAAUGAUUUGCCUUUGAGAAAAUUGGACCUGCGAAGCCAUUCUGUAGCGAUCGCCUGUUUCGUCAGCCCCGUGUCCGUCGGUGCAGCAAAAGACAAGCCGGACGAAGCUGCGUGGCAUAUGCCGCGCUCGAUCCUUAGACGCGGGCUUUGCUUAUUUGCGACGCACGGCGUAGGUCUGCUCCGAGGAUGUGAUCGCUUUCCAGCCCCGCCGCCUCCCCGACAGAGCCGCCCAUGAUGCCGAGGGCUUUGCGGAGACUUGUCCACCUGGCGCUGUUCUGCCCGCUGUCCAAAGGCCUGCAGAGUCGUCUCCCGGCCAUUAAGGUGAAGUACCUCCUCCUGGCAUGGCUGGGCAUCCUCAUCGCCAGCUGGGUCAUCUACAUGCAGUAUGCCUCCUACUCUGAGCUCUGCCGUGGGCAUGUCUGCCAUAUGGUCAUUGUAAGUAUACGCUCUCAACCCUCUGAAGCUCAUAACUAGACCAGGAGUGAGAAAAUUAGGUUACCGCAUGAACGUGUCUUCGCAUUU
Molecule: messenger RNA, 866 nt
Organism: Xiphias gladius (swordfish)
Lineage: Eukaryota; Metazoa; Chordata; Actinopteri; Istiophoriformes; Xiphiidae
Product: divergent protein kinase domain 1B-like
Exons: 2
Coding region: 576-818 (80 amino acids)
Source: RefSeq, a predicted model, not a curated record